Molecule: messenger RNA, 822 nt
Organism: Stylophora pistillata
Lineage: Eukaryota; Metazoa; Cnidaria; Anthozoa; Scleractinia; Pocilloporidae
Source: RefSeq, a predicted model, not a curated record
AUGAUCGACACAGCUAUUGACCAGUGUUAUGAGUGCCAAGUUGCUACGAAAGGAGACAAAGAAGAACCAAUCAAGGUGACUAGCAUUUCAAACCGUCCCUGGGACACAGUAUCCAUAGACAAUGGUGGACCGUACCUAGAUGGACACUACAAUCUCGUCCUGAUUGACAAGAGAACCAGAUACCCAGUGGUAGAGUCUGUACCAUCAACCGACUUCCAGACCAACAAGGAGAGAUUGAAGCACAUCUUCGCCACCUAUGGAACUCUGAGGAGAAUUGAGAGGGAAAAUGGACCCCCAUUCAACUCUAAAGAGUUCAAUGAACCUGCAAAGCAAGAAGGAUUCCAGCCCCACAGGGUGACACCCCUUCACCCAAGAGCGAAUGGAGAAGUAGAGAGAUUCAUGCAGACCCUAAGCAAGACCGAGCAAAUUGCAAAUCUGCAAGGCAAAAACCGUCUUGAGAGAAGAGAUACGGUUCAAGACAUGCUUAUUGCCUACAGAUCAACACCACACCCAGCUAUGGGAGUAGCACCUUACGAAGCCCUUAAGGGGACCACCAUGAGAACGAAGUUGGAUUACAUUGGACCUAAACAACGGAGAAACGAGAGGGAUGACAUCAUAAACCGCAGAGAUGCAGAAUACAAGCAGAACAUGAAGCAACAGAGAGAAGGGAGAAAGACCAGAGAGAAUAAUCUGCCUCUAGGAGGCUAUGUUCUUAUCAAGCAGCCAGGGAAGAACAGAUGGAGCACACCCUACGAACCUGUGUUCUACAUCGUGUACAACAUUUGUGGCUCCCAAAUAAAAGCCAGACAUGUGACAGAUUGA